UGUCAACUUGUUGCCUGAAUAUGGUCAUAUUCUACAGAGGCAUGCUACAGUUGCUAGAAUGGUGCCAAUUUUAGUAUUUUACUUGAUGGGUGGAUAAAUUAAACCUGUAGAGAUCUGUAUUAUAUAUUUGUUAUUUUGUUGAAAUUGUAUACCUUACAGAUUUCUUUAAUAUAGCGUAAAAAUUUAUUAUGCGAAAUUAUCUAUAUACUCCUAAAGCAUACAAAGAGGAAUGCCAUAGAAAAACACCAUUGUUUUCUUUUAUUGUCUUGCUCACUGUAAAGAGAUUGCACACAUGUGCGUUUUUCAUGUAAUAAAAUAAAACACCAUUGUAAUGCUAUGGAAGAAGAUUAUUCAAAACUGCAACUUCUUUAGAAAUGUCAAUAUCAAAAAGUUCUGGGAGUGUAAUUCUCAUAGUUUUCAAAUUCUAGUCUUUGUAAAUAUUGUUGCGCAUGUUGCAAGAAACACUUUUGAUGUGAUGUUUCAUGCAUUAUGCUAUGUGAGAAACGGAGCUCGACAACAACGAUGUGCGACAAUUAUUAAUCUGCUGUGCGCAAGAGAUGAGAAAAAGAAUGAAAAUUUAUCACUUUGUAUAAUUUAAUGACUGAAGACUGAGGUUUGGAAUACAAGGAAAGCAUUCAGUGCUUGAAUGACAACUGUUUGUUAUUUACAUUGUGAUCCGGUUUGUUGAAGUUGUGUUAUACCAUGUCUUCCGAAGAACUUUCCCUUACUUGGGGGGAUCACCACAGUACCCUUGUUGGGGUAUUUGAGAAACUUUUGGAGACUAGCACACUAGUUGACUGCACUAUUGCAGCUGAGGGCCAGUAUUUAAGGGCACAUAAAGUUGUCUUAUCAGCCUGUAGUCCAUACUUUGAGUUGUUAUUUGCCCAAGAGAAUGAAAAAAAUCCAAUAGUCAUCCUUAAAGAUGUCAAAUUCCAAGAACUAAAAUCUAUGAUAGAUUUUAUAUAUCGUGGGAAAGUUAAAAUUCCAGAAGAUCGAUUGGAAGACUUUAUCGAUGCUGCAGAAUCUCUUCAAAUCAAAGGAUUGGGCGGUGGCCAGAAGCCAGAUAGUUCCGAGAAAAAAGGAAACGAAUCUCCUUCAGCUCAAAAAAGAGGUGGCCUUACAUCUCACGCCCUUCGGAAACGCCGGCGUCUGAGUACUGAUGAUGCUGAAAGCAAAUCUUCCCCAAAGAGUGAUUUGAACAGUGAGAGCAACAGUUGUGAAAGUGUGUCAGUGACCCAAGAACCGCCAGAUAUUCUCGGUUUGUCCCAGCCUGAAAUUCCUUCUCCUAUCGUAACUCUGACAACAGGGUCAGAUGUCAUAUCACCUGAAGUGCAUAUUGAGCAGAGUGAUUCGGAAACAAAUGCUUCUGCUUUGCCUGUGGAAUGUACGUUACCGUCAGCAGACACAGAGAGACUACUUGAACAUGCUGCAUCUGUGGUCAAGAGAGAACCGGAGCCGGUUGCAGAGAUAUUUCUGGAUGAUAACGAUUGCUUUGUUGAUCCAAAGAAGGAAGUGUGUGUGGAGGAGAUGGCAGAUUUGGAGAGCGAUGGGAUUUCGGCAGUGAUGGAGUAUGUUCAACAGCAGCAAAGUACUAAUCAAUAUUCUGAAGACGCGGCGAGUGAAUUUAUAGUAUUGCCGUGGAGGAUGACGCCUGAAGAAUACGAUGCAAUAGAUCAGCCAGAAUGUGACGACGGUACGUUGGUUUUGGAAACAUUGGAUGAAUCAGUUGGACACGUGGACAAGACGUUAAAUGACCAGCGAGAAGGGGAACAAACAAAUGAACUGUCUCGGUUGUUUGCAGAUGAAAUGACGAGUAGAUUUCCAGUAAGGGUACUAUUUGGGGUCAGGUCUGAAGGAGGUGAUGCAAUGGAUCGACUAGAUUUCUUGGACUCUGGAGAAGGUAAUACAUUGGAAGCAGAAAUGUUUGAAGAAUCAAGACCCUUGAAUUUAACUGAAAAUGAUCUGCGCGAAAAGGAACAAACACAAGCAUCGUCAGGUUUGUUUUCAGUGGAAAUGACCAGGUUUGCAGUGGGACAGCCAGGGUCCACCUCUGAAGUGUAUCAGCCUAUGUUAUGGAAAUCACAAGAAAGUAAUUCGCAACAGGACCCCGGCGUGGUCGAAACCGGACAAGGAAGCGAGGGACAAGUUGAAUCGAGAAUUAAAAAAUUGCAGAAAAGAUUGCCGAAAUCGAUAUUUUCAGAUUCGGAAAAUAGCGAGAGUAGUUUCGUCGAUGUGCUGUUAGCGUCCGAAUCAGAGAGCGAGAGGGAGUUGGCCGCGGCACGCCUAACUCCGUCCAAGAUGGUUUCUCCGUUUUGCAGCGUGCUGCAGCCAGACGACCAGGCGACGGGCGAUUCUAAGGAGAGAGAUUCUCAAGAUGAGCGGUAUAUUUCAGACAUCGACGAAGAUACGAGUGAGGGAAGCGCCGUGGCCUCUGAAUCAAGCGCGAACGAUUUGGAGAUGUUGCCGGAUUCUGAAGAUUCGUCCGGUAACGGCACGUGUGAAGCUGUGAAAGGAAUCUCUCCGAACGAAGUGGAUGCUGGUGCCGUAGACACAUUCAACGUCAAUCUACAAGAAACGACAAAGCGAUCUCAGUCAGAGGACGGGGAUAGGGAUCCGAAGGACUGUCCUCGCUCACUCAAUGAUGAGAGAUUCUUAUCUCCAUCACAGAUUUCUCUGGAUGAGAACCAGAUACUAUUCUGCCAGUUAUUUGCAUUACCGUCGCGUCACAAACCGCUGCAGUAUUUGGAGACAGUUGAGAGUACAAGUCCCACUCAAACUCAAGUACACGUUAGCCCUUACCACGAAACGGACUUGCCACACUCAGCCGUAUCAAUGGAGGCGAUGGAGAUAUUAGACUCAAAUGAUAAUUCUAACGACAGUGAACAAUCUACAUUAGCUGAUACUAGUUCUGAUUCUGAGGGAUUCUCGUCUUCGUCUGAUACACCCCGAGAUGAGAAUCAGAUUCGCUUCUGCCGAUUAUUAGGAUUAACUUCCUGUCCUAACAAGCGCUUGCAGAAUUUAGAGAGAGGUCUUGAUACUGACAGCAUGUCGUCUGAGUCACAGACACCUGGGCCUGAGAAUGAUGAACGCCAUUGUGAAUUAUUAGAAUUGAGAUCUCUAAACAAACCUCUGAUACAGUUGGAGACCCUGCUAACAGGAAGUACUGUACAGAACGAUAUAGACAUACGUCCGAACCGUGAAGAAAACACUCCUGAUCCAGGUACCGUAACCGUGGUAGCGAUGGGGAUAAUACAGUCGGAUGAGAACUCAAAAGACAGUGAAAAAAACAUGUCUGUUGUACAGACUAAACCUGAUGUUGAGAGAAUCUCAUCUACGUCCCCAACCCUUCGGGACGAGAGUAAGGUUCGCUUCGGCGAAUUAUUAGGAUUGAAAUCUAGUUUCAAAACCCAACAGAGUGUGCAGACACUACAAACAAGUGAUCCACAGCAAAAUCACGGAAGUCCUAACCAGGCAGCUAACAUUGCCGUCUUAGACACCGUAUCAGUACUUCAAAAGAAAAUGCUACAGUCAAAUAAGAAUUCAGAAUGUGAAAAAUCCAUGAGUCCUGUUGAGGCUAGCCCUGACGCUGAGCAGUACUCUCCUUCGCCACAGGCCUCUCAAAACGAUGACCAGAUCUGUAACGGCAAGCGUUUAGGAAUUUCUCCUUCUCCGAUAGAGUAUUGUGAACCACCAGAGAGAGAAAAGGCUCUAGAAAACCACGUAGAAACAAGUCCUAAUCCCGAAAUUCCAAUCCCGGGCAGCGCAUCCGUGGAUACAGUGAAGGUAUUGCAGACAUGUGGAAUCUCCAACAGUGAAACAAUUACAUGUGUUGUGGAGGCUAGUCCACAUACAGAGAGAUUCUCAUCUGCUUCUCAUAUAUCUCAGUGCGAGAAUCAAGUUCGCCGCUGCGAAUUUUUAGGAUUGACGUCUACCUUAAACAUACCUGUGAAAUAUUUGGAUUCGACACUAACAGCGAAUGCUUCACAUAACGGCAACAUACGUUCUCACCGCGAAGAAGACACUCCAGGUUUAGAUACCGUUGCAGAAAUAAUACAGCCAGACGAGUUCUCAGGCCGUGGAAAAUCGUGUGCUUUUCUGUCUAGUUCCGAUGCAGAGAGAAUCUCAUCUGUGAACCAGACGCCUCGGGACGAAAAUCAGAUUCGCUUUUGCCAAUUAUUAGGGUUAAUACCUUGCCGGAACAAACUCUGGCAGUAUUUGGCGACAAGUCCAGAUGCUGAGAGAUUCUCAUCUACACCACAGCCUCCUCGGAGCAAAAAUCAUAUUCAAUACUGCAAAUUAGUAGGGUUAACGAUUAGCCUGAACAAAACCCUACAGUAUUUGGAGGCACAACAACAACCAACAGAUACACAAAACCACGUAGACUUCUGUCCUAACCAGGAACCUAACAAUUUAGACCUAGGCGUGUUAUCAAUACUUGCAAUGGAAAUACUUCAGUCGAGUGACAAUUCAAAUAGUGGAAAGUCUACAGGUGUGCAGGCAAGUCUGGUUACUGAAGGGGAAUCAUUUUUGCAAGAGACACUUUCAAACGAGAAUAAGACCAGCAAUUGCGAAUUUUGGGGAUUUUCUUCUUGUCCUGGAGGGUAUUUUGAGCCACCAGAGGGACAAAGUACUACAGAAAACCUAGUAGACAAAAGUGAUUGUGAUGUUUCCACUGUCAAAUUCGCAGCCAGUAUCCAGAGAGAUCCCCUGGAGAAUAGUGGUUACCUUCACGAAGGAAUCGCAUUUAUGGGAAUAUCCCAGAAUUGCGAACAAAAUAUUGAAAUGAAAAGACACGGUAUUGCGUCUUGUGAAAAAACAAGCAGUCUACAAGAGGUUCUUUCUUCAGAUGAUAGUUCUUCGAUUGGAAGGCUACAUAUUUCAGAUGACGAAUUUUCGGAUACCGAGGAAUCUGCGUAUAAGCAGCCACCCCACUGUACGUUACAAAUAUCAGAAAGCGAUAGUGAUAAAAAACAAUCUUUGAAAUGUCUGUGCGAUUCUUUGGGAAUGAGUGGAGCAGAUGGCGAUUCAGAUCGUGUCUCUGUAGAAAAAGCCAAAGAAACACUGUCUUCAGCAUGUACGAAUAAAGAAUGUUCACGUAUAAGAGAGACAUUUGAAAAAUGUGAUUUUUGCGAAGAGAUCGCUCCCCGCGCCGCCGAGGGAGGAGGCGACGUCGCUGGCGGUCCGCCCGCUCGCCCNGGGCUGGGCGCGCUGGGGAUGGGCGUCGACAUGGGAAUGGGCCUGGCGGCGCCCGCCGAGGCCACGCACUUCCUCAGCGUCAACCUCAGCUCCAGCCUCAGCGUCAACCUGCGCUCCAGC
Gryllus bimaculatus (two-spotted cricket) is the source of this 5316-nucleotide messenger RNA. Lineage: Eukaryota; Metazoa; Arthropoda; Insecta; Orthoptera; Gryllidae. The record is from the annotation of a GenBank genome assembly.